UUCUGGGAUCGGAUCUGAAAAAAAAAAAACCGAUUCCGCGGCAUACGCCUCCCUCGCCUCUCUCGGCACCCUUCCGCAUUAUCUCGCGUCGCCACUCUCGUCACCCUUCCGCAUCAUCUUGCGUCGCCAUCACGCCACCGCCGCGCACAUUCUCUGUCGCUCUAAUGGGACCGCUGCGCACGCGGGUGGAAUCUUGGAUCAAAAGAACGGGACUGCGAGGGUGGGGAUCUCGUGGCCGCGCCCCACGCCGCAGCAGUGACGAUGGCCGCCGUGGAAAAGCGAGAGCGAUCGGAAGAAUCAGGAGAGGGCCCUCCGAGAAGCGCUCAAGCGGCAUCUGCGGCAGCUUAACGACCUCUGUCGCGCCGUCAAAGCAGAAUCCAUCGCCGAUCUUCAAGAGAUCCUCUGCUCUAUGAUUCUCUCCGAGUGCGUAUAUAAGAGGUGACACGAGUCACACGCUAGUAGUUGGAACCCGGAACUAGACAUAAUAGACAGCGGAUUAGGCAUAGCAAAGUGUCACUUCUUUCUUGGACAAUCAGAUUGAUCUUCAACUCGAGAUGAAAUGUCAUAGUUCACUGUGUUUGGUGUCUGAUUUCAGAGGACAAAUUGUUUCUAUUGAGCGAGUUCAAUCCUCUUUGGACCAUGUGCCCCAUAGGUACCUAUUAGCUGAGUCAGGGGAUACCAUUUAUACUUCAUUCAUUGGCACAAAACAAUACAAAGAUGUCAUAGCUGAUGCAAAUAUACUUCAGGGAGCCAUAUUCCAUGAGGGUAAUGCUGUGGAUGAUUUGAGUGAUAUUGAAUCUGAUCAUGCUGGCAAGGAAAAGAAGAUUGAUGAAAACCUUGGAAAGCCAAUUCAAGCAAAACGGAAGCGAUUGAGAGAAACUCCAAAGCCUGCUGCGCAUAGGGUGUGUGUUGCUGAUAAAUUUACUUAUUUGAGAGAAACUCCAAAGCCUGCUUUGAGAGAUUACGUUCACCAGAAAGGAUGGCAAGGCUACUUCAAAACAUAUUGCAUUCCUGAAGAUUUGGUUCCACGUAUCUUGUCUCCUGCAUAUUUUCAUCAUUAUAAUACACAAGUUCAGCAACCAUCUUUACAUGAAUGUUCAACAUAUGAAGAAGAGACAAGUAGGUCAAGUUUUCAAAAGGACAAAACAAACGAUGGGGAAGAGUUAGUCCUUGGAGUUGGCCCUGUUCAGACCUCGAUAUGGAGACUCACAAAUCUUGCUCCUUCAGAGGCUGUUUGUAAGCAUUUAAAUGUGUCUUCACUUGAAAAUUAUAGCUCUCAUUCUGCAUUUACCACAGCCGUCUCAGAGCCACAGUCAUUGGAAAUCCAUGAGGAUUCUGAUGGCUUUUUUUUACUCCUCUUGAUCCAAUGGGACUGUUGCAAAUGAAAGCCAUGUAACUGGGAAAAACAGCAGCAAAAUUAGGGAGUCAAGGCGGUAGCACAGAGUUCCGUUAUUGCCUUCUUAUGUACCUUUUGGACAGAUCUACUUGAUAGGAAGUUCAUCGGUUGAGUCACUUUCUGGUGCAGAAUACUCGGAAUUGACAUCGGCAUUUGCAGGUUAGGUCUGUCAUAAUAGAAUUAAGGGAGUGCUUCAAUCACAUUCUAUGAAGUCAUAUAGGUCUCGCUUUCAGAAACUAUAUGUAUGUGUGCUCCUCCCUUUCGUGGGAUGGAGCAGUUACCACAUUUUCCACACUAAUUACUUGGCUUAGCAGCUCUUGGUGCUGUAGAGUUUGGCCACAUUAUGGAACCUCAUGUUAUCCAAAUUGCAACUUCUAUUCUUCCUCUUGGUUGAACUGGAAUUCCUGGUGAUAAAAACGUGGGGCCUAUGAAAGCUAAUAUUGUGUGACAUGGGUUUCACCUUUGCCUUAUACAAGCUCAAGUAAAUGAAAGCUGGUAUUCAACAACAGUGGAAAACUUACCUUCAGUGCCACCUCCAUCCUCAACAAAUGAUGGGAUGCAACCACAGACACAAGAGAUGCGGAUCUUAAUUUGCCGUCCUUUAAAACAUCCACCAGAAUUUCCAGUUUUAAAUGUUUCUUUCAUUUCAACUCAAUUGCAGAGCAUACCAGCUUAGAUCCAGACUAUGAAAUUGGCUCUCUGUUUGAAGACAGAAAUACAUGUAGUGAUGGUCCGAACAACUUUGUUUUAUACUGUACCAGUGACUUCUUUACCAUCUCCAAAGAGGUUCAUGUCAGAACACGAAGAGUGCGAUUAAUUGGGUUUUAGGUAUCAUAUUUUCAUGCUAGAUAAUAUUUUUGAUCUUUCUGGGGUUUAUAUGCUUUUGAGGGUGCUGGAAAGACUAGUUUAUUUAUUGCAUUGCUGGAUCAUAGUCAGAGGAAUAGAGCAAAGCUUGA
Zingiber officinale is the source of this 2352-nucleotide messenger RNA. RefSeq lists its product as uncharacterized. The coding region runs from base 555 to 1385 and encodes 276 amino acids. Lineage: Eukaryota; Viridiplantae; Streptophyta; Magnoliopsida; Zingiberales; Zingiberaceae. The record is from RefSeq and is a predicted model, not a curated record. The transcript is spliced from 10 exons.